AUUUUGGCUUUUCGUUUAUUCCUUUCCCCUGCCCACCUUCCUCUCCCCUCGCACCCCCUUUCCCUUCCAACCCCGGGCAGCGGAUCUACCUGCCGCCGCCUCGAUCCCGCCUCUCGGCGACCUUGCGCAGUCCUUCUUACUCGGGCCCCGGGGCGUCCUGCGGCUGACUCCACCCCGUCCCAGUCUUCGUCCGGCCACCGGAUCUCCUCCCUCCCUCUGAGUCUGAGAUUUUGAAGGAAGGACAGAAGCCGAACCAUGGGGAAGAGGAAGGCGGCCGCUAAGCCACCCCCUAGGAAGCGGAUGGACAAGCUCGAUACCGUCUUUUCCUGCCCAUUCUGCAACCAUGGGAGCAGCGUUGAAUGCCGGAUUGAUCUGAAGAAUCUGAUUGGUGAGGCCAAUUGUCAAAUCUGCCAGGAAAGCUUCAGCACCACUGCAAAUGCGCUCACUGAAGCUAUUGAUGUAUACAGCGAAUGGAUCGAUGAGUGCGAGCGUGUCAACACUGUUGAAGAUGACGAUGGUGCAUGAGCAAGUGUAACUAUAAUACUCUAUGAUCUCAAUGUGUUGAUGUCAUUUACUGCCACCGUCAGCCAUAUCUGUAGUAGCAUUGUAACAAUGUACUGGCUGACUUAAACGUUAGUAGGCAGUUUGUCCCGUGCUUAAUACACAACCGAUGAUAUUGUGUACCUGUAUUUGUAAACCUUGGUAUAGCGGCUGAGAUUACACCUAAUCUCGGUACCUGCAAAGAAUGUGUACUUGAGACAUGAUGUUUGUGAGGCUGUUCUGUGAACCGUCAAGUCAAGAAUUUAUACUUAUGGUAUGGUGGUUGUUUGA
Messenger RNA from Triticum dicoccoides, 831 nucleotides. RefSeq names its product transcription elongation factor 1 homolog. The coding region runs from base 256 to 525 and encodes 89 amino acids. Gene Ontology annotation, biological process: transcription elongation by RNA polymerase II. Gene Ontology annotation, cellular component: transcription elongation factor complex. Gene Ontology annotation, molecular function: RNA polymerase II complex binding. Lineage: Eukaryota; Viridiplantae; Streptophyta; Magnoliopsida; Poales; Poaceae. The transcript has 5 exons. The record is from RefSeq and is a predicted model, not a curated record.